Messenger RNA from Xiphophorus hellerii (green swordtail), 1692 nucleotides. Its product is annotated as YY1-associated factor 2-like. Gene Ontology annotation, biological process: positive regulation of DNA-templated transcription. Bases 117 to 665 code for a protein of 182 amino acids. Gene Ontology annotation, cellular component: nucleus. NCBI's taxonomy places the organism in Eukaryota, Metazoa, Chordata, Actinopteri, Cyprinodontiformes, Poeciliidae. The record is from RefSeq and is a predicted model, not a curated record. Gene Ontology annotation, molecular function: DNA binding; transcription coregulator activity. The transcript has 4 exons.
UGACCAGCCCACCAGACUGGAGUUUCCACGACAGCUGAAAAGCUGUUAAUGCGUGUUUUUCCCCCCCACCUGUACCGUUGAUCAUUUCUAACUCCUCAGGGGCCUAGUUUUGUAGAAUGGGAGACAAGAAGAGUCCCACAAGGCCGAAGCGGCAGUCCAAGCCGUUCACCGACGAUGGGUACUGGGACUGCAGCGUGUGCACGUUUAAGAACAGCGCCGAGGCGUUCAAGUGCUUGAUGUGUGAUGUCAGGAAGGGAACGUCAACCCGAAAGCCACGACCCGUUGCUCAGCUUGUUGCACAGCAAGUAAAUCAACAGUUCGCAUCGCCGACACAUCCCAAAAAAGAGAAGAAAGAAAAAUCCGAGAAGGACAAAAGUGACAGAGAUACAACACUGAAAAAGAAAAACCAGAAAAGGAUGAGCAGGCCCAGGUUAAAGAACGUAGACAGGAGCAGUGCCCAGCAUCUGGAGGUCACGGUCGGAGACUUGACUGUAAUUAUCACAGACUUUAAGGAGAAAGUUAAAUCCACAUCUUCCUCAGUGAGCGCUGCCUCAGCAGACCAGCACAGCCAAAGUGGCUCGAGCUCCGACAACACUGAGCGAGGAGUCUCCAGAUGCUCCUCGCCCCGCGGGGAGACUUCGUCGAUUAACGGAGAGACUCACUAGCCCCCACGCUCCCAGUUGGCGUAACACACUGAUCUGCACUCUCCACAGUCUCAGUCAGAGAAUAAACUUCAACAUGCACAUUUUUCUUCAUAUAAAACCUUAAAUGUCAGUAUGAUAGCAUCCACUUCCAUUUGAGGUUGUACAUUUCUCUGCCUUCCCCAUGUUUUACCCUGUGUGAUCGGUUCCAGGCUCUCCUGCAGCUAUCAUGAUGAACUGAAAAUGGAGCAGUAGCAUUAAAACUCGGAUGUCUGUGUGUAGCCAUGCCACAUUUCUUGGUGCUUCAACAGUGUUGCAUCAGCGUCACAGACUGAUUGUUGCUGCACACAAUAAAUAAUUAGGUCAUGGUGAAAAUGUGAAGAAAUCAUCUCAGAAUAAUAGUUUUUUUUUUUCUCAACAUAAUUUGCACUUGUUGCCAAUCUUGUGUUAGUAACAAUUUUUUUUUUUGCAUUAUUUUCAUGUUUGUGUUAUAACACUGUUGGUUACCUGCCUUUUCCGGCACACAUUUUAUGCCAUUGAAUGCAAUAACUGUUUUACCGUCUAACAUCUAAAUACAAUUUUACUAAGCAAGCUUUGCCCUCAGUUUGUAGAGACAAGUCUGAUUUAAUCUAUAGAAUUGUUUAUAUUGUAAGAAAUUGAAUAAAAUGAAUUGUAGAUAUAUUAAUGUUUCUGAUUUUAUUUUUUUAUGGAAGAUUUACAAUUACUUGUGAUGUGUCUGGUACUUGCAUAUUUCCUUGUUCAGCAGUCAUCUCCAAGCUUUGCAGUUUACAUUACAUUUCUUAACACCUGUACUUCACAGUUAAAAUUCUGCUCAAGUUUUAUGAUAAGCCCUCUCAAUUUAAUAUAAAGUAAUGCCCAAUCAAAGGUUUUGGGAAGUUUCACAAAGUGUGGCAUUUUGCUGGGUUCAGUGCUUUAACUUGCACCCUACAGUGGCAUAUUCAGGAUGUGGGUAAGAACUGUUGCAUUAUUUUGUUUUGUUAUAUCAGUGUCAGAAGUAUCCUAUCUGAACUAAGGUAAUAAAAAUACAUUU